GGGGGGGCAGAUCAACGGACGCAGGUUCAUGAUCAAAGCUCGGAGCCGCGGCAGGAGACGGAGAAGGUCUGCGGGUGAGCGGGGAGCAGGAAGGAGCAGAACGAGGAGUUUUGGAGAAGCCCCUCCUCUCCGUGAUGUCGGAACCUCCUUAAUUACUAAUUUCUCCACAUUGAAGCCACGCUCUUUCCCUCCCCCUCUUUCUCUUUUCUCUCUCUCCACUCCUCCAUCCAUGCAUCUCUCAUCCUGACCCUCCUUUCUCUCUCCACUGUCUCUCUGUGGUUUCCAGGAUUUCGGAGGUGGACGAGCCCGGAGGAGCGCUUCUUUUUUUAUUAUUGUUUAUUCCUGGUCGUUAUUAUUAUUUUUUUCCCCUUCUUUUUUACUUUUGUUUCCUUUGGGGGCAGCGGGCAUGGAGGAUGUAAAAACCCCGCCGACCGUCCACCGGUCCUCCUCCUUCAGCAUCAAGAGCCUCCUGCUGCCCUCUAAGUGUGAGCGCCCGGACCCGGUGGUCUCUGCCCCCGCCGCGGUGCUCAGCAUCCCCGGGACUCUUUCUCCAUCACCGGACUCUGAUUCGGACAAGUCUCCAGGUCCAACGGAGGUGGACUCCUCCGGGCUGAUCGAGGAGAAGGCUGGCAGGGAGGAGCAGGGGGAGCAUGAGGAGGAGGAGGACGGAGGAGGAGGGGAGGACUCCAAGCCGGCUUCGGAGCAGAACUCCACCGGGAACAACAACAGCGCGAAGAACGGGAAGUACGACAAGCCUCCGUUCAGCUACAACGCGCUGAUCAUGAUGGCCAUCCGGCAGAGCCCCGAGAAGCGGCUGACGCUGAACGGCAUCUACGAGUUCAUCAUGAAGAACUUCCCCUACUACCGGGAGCACAAGCAGGGCUGGCAGAACUCCAUCCGGCACAACCUCAGCCUCAAUAAGUGCUUCGUUAAGGUGCCUCGGCACUACGACGACCCGGGGAAGGGCAACUACUGGAUGCUGGACCCCAGCAGCGACGACGUAUUCAUCGGGGGGACCACCGGGAAGCUCCGCCGGCGCUCCGCCACCUCCCGGGGGAAGCUGGCCAUGAAGCGCGGGCUGCGCUUCGCUCCGCUCGGCUUAGAGCGGCCGAACAACCCGCUGUACUGGCAGAUCUCCCCCUUCCUCUCCCUGCACCACCACCACCACCACCACCCGCACUACAACGGAUCCUCGCCCGGCUUCCUGAACCAGGCGGCGGGUUACGGGUCGCUGCUGCCCGCCGUGGAGCAGCUGAGUAACGGGGAGCUGGGGCGCUCCAUGGCGCUGGGCCUGACGAACACUUACGGGAUGAGCACGUCUCCGGUGGGGCUGCUGUCCGGACAGACCGCCGGGUAUUUUGUCUCAGGGAGCCAACACGCUGCGGCACCGGGGCCACCGGGAGGAGGGACCCCGCCGCAGCCUCCGCCUCCCCCGCAGCAUCUCCCGCAUGGCGCGGCGGGGUUCGGCGGCUCCCCGCAGUCCCUGCUGUCGGACUCCCUCAGAAACGGCUCCUUACCGGCGUUCAGCCCGGGGGUGUCGGCGGGUUUCCCCGGGGUGCUGUCCCAUCAGAAGAGGGUGACCCCCAACGCCUUCCUGAACUGACCCCCCCCUUCAGCCACCCUUUGGACUCUCAGUGGAAACAAAAGACGUCAGUAAAGGGCAGAAAAUACGCGGUAAAUAUCAAACAAUGAGCUGAUUUAUCGAAAAUAUAUGAAGUGAAAAUUUUUGGCCAUAUUCUGGUUCAUUUGGUUUAUUUUCUAGAAAAAGAAAAAAGGGACAAACUUUUGUUACCCGCGGGUGUAAAACUGUCAACUAGACUUGCCAAAGGUAACACUAUAAGAAUAUUUCAAACUAUUUAUAUCUUGUACAAAGAUUUUCAGUACUUUUGUUUGACUUUAUUAUUUAUGUUUUGUAUUUAUUGUACAAUGUAUUUAAAUUUUAUUCUCAGUGUAUUUACUCAUCAGUAUUAAUGAAAACGGGUGGGAGGGCUGGGAUAAUUAUUAUUUAUUACGUUUGGAGACAAUCACAACUUUUUUUUUUGUUUAUUUGAAAAAAACAAAACAAUGUUUGAAUAAGUUAAUUAUUAUAUAAAAAAAGCCUUAAAGUUAUUAAACCAAUCAGGGGAUUUAGAGGAAAAAGAAGCCUAAAGAUCAUAU
Molecule: messenger RNA, 2157 nt
Organism: Cyprinodon tularosa
Lineage: Eukaryota; Metazoa; Chordata; Actinopteri; Cyprinodontiformes; Cyprinodontidae
Product: forkhead box protein G1-like
Exons: 1
Coding region: 407-1603 (398 amino acids)
Biological process (GO): regulation of transcription by RNA polymerase II
Cellular component (GO): nucleus
Molecular function (GO): sequence-specific double-stranded DNA binding; DNA-binding transcription factor activity
Source: RefSeq, a predicted model, not a curated record